CCAAGUGUUGCGUUGUGUGUUCUAUUUCUUUUGUAGAUUAUUAGUAGUGGUUUAGUUUAGAAUAUAGAUUAUUUAUAUAUUUAUGUAGAGACAUGCAUGUUUCGUAAUGUAGUUCUUAUUUUAUAACACUUUACCGGAAUGUAGGCUAGUUUUAAGUAUGUAUCUUAGAUUACUAAUUUGAUUUAAUAAUGUAGAAUGCGCACACAUAUAUAUAUGUUUCUGACAAUGUAACUUUUAUUUCUUUAAUAAUACAAUAUUGUAUGUUUUAUGUAUUCGUUAGACUAUUAGUUUUUGACUUCAUAUAUACUUAUAUUUCAUAAAUUGAUAAUAUUGUAUUUGUUGCAUAGUAUUGGAAGUACUGUCUCUAAUAUUUACUAGUUUAUUACAUGUCUGGCAUAUAUGUUUAUACUUAUAUGUAACUCUCCAAGUUGAUUGAUUAAAAUAUAUUUAUAUAUACAUGUAUUCCUGGCGUUUCAAUUAUUUCCCCUUUUGUAGUUAUUCUUAUUUCCUGGUUUAUUUGUUUGGUUCGUAACUCGUUCAAUCCAUUAACUGGUUCUAUUUAUUUUAUUUUAUACUAGUUGGAUUUAUAUUAUAUUGAACCACAAGUUUUCAAAUUGCAAGUCGGUUAUUGGUAGGUUUAUUUAGAGUUGUGUGUAUAUGUGUUUUGUUUAUUGGUUGGAUCUAUUAGUCGCCCUCGUUUUGUUAAUCCUUCCUUUAGUUUCGUAGCGCCGUGUGUUCGUUUGUGCAUUCAAAUCCUUAUUCGCGCGUUUUGUAUAGAAUGGUUUUCUUGUUCUUGUUACGGCGCGUGCGGAGCGCCUGACGUGACACCCCCGCCCUUGGAGUUCAAAUUUCCAAAGGAAAUUUGACUGGUGGUGUCUCUGAGUUCGCUCAAGGCGGACGUAGAUGUCGUUGGUUGUUGAGUGACUACCGGUGUUAUCGAUAUCCCUUGAGGUUGUGAUGUUUGAUCAUCGAUAUUUCGUCUUCCUUUGAGGUAUAGGAGCAGGUGGGUGACUGAUCCGCAUAUUGCUCCUAAUAGGGCGAUUCCACAUCCGUAAGUUUCACGUAACUGGUAUCCGUAUAUGGCUAUAUCUAUUAUCGUCUUGAUUAAUUUAAACAUUACGAGUAUUCCAAAUAUUGCUGCACUGACAGUUCCAAAUUCCAUGAAAUCAGUCCAUAAGCUUGAUACGGUAUUUUUCGCUAUUGUCGUUAAUGUGUUUUCGUCCAUCAUUCCCAGGAUGUUUACUGUUCCAGGGACGAUUGUUUUUCCUGUCGCUCCUCUGGCCAAUGUGUUCAAGACUGCAGAUUUUUCUGCCGGGAACAUGACGUGGUCCCGUAGUGCGUCGAGGUCUUUUUGGGUAUAUAUUCCGCUCGUGGCCAACGACGAUGGUGCUGAAUAUCGCCACGUUUGGCGCACGUCCGGGCGGAGUUCCUGUGGUGUGAUUCCCUUGCCAAACGGAUAGCUCCGAGUAGCAUUCUGUUGUAUGUCGUACCUUUACUUGUACCGGAAUGCAUUCGACUAUAUGGACCGCUUCUCCUGUGAUCAGAGCCAUGUGUCCUGGGUUUUGGUUAUGGUGUAUGCAAAUUCGUCGGGCGGUUUUACGUACAUGUUAUCAGUGAAAAUAAAUAUUAUGAAUGCUACUUGGGUUAUAAUUAUAUACAUAUAUGCAUACGUAUUGGUGGAUAGCAAAAGUAUUUGGUUUCGUGGGUGGCGUACAGGUGCCUUACAGUUCUACGGUGCGGAUUGCUAUUCCUUGGACUAAAAAAAUUUCUUUCGAGAUGAGUCAGAUUAUUGUAACGAUCAUGCAUGGGAGGAUUUUCUGCAGAGAUUCAAAAUGCUCUCUGGAUUCCUCGUGAAACGUCUGGACAACACUUACAUGU
Messenger RNA from Bombus huntii, 1878 nucleotides. RefSeq lists its product as uncharacterized. The transcript has 3 exons. NCBI's taxonomy places the organism in Eukaryota, Metazoa, Arthropoda, Insecta, Hymenoptera, Apidae. The coding region runs from base 1482 to 1760 and encodes 92 amino acids. The record is from RefSeq and is a predicted model, not a curated record.